AUGGUUCCGAAUUUGGAAGCUCUAGAUCUGGUUUCGAAAGUGACGGUGGACGAAGUGCUGAGUCGGAACCCCAACGAUUUCUCCAGACAUUCGUGUGAAUUUGUCGUCGAUGCUCCGCCUACCGCUGGACUCACGAAGAUUUCUGUCACUCCACGAGGAUCCUGCGAUUUUUUUACUGGCGAAGCUCGAGUGUUGACGAUUUUGGACUUUCACGACUACCACGUGCGUUUCUGGGGCUAUUAUCCGACAGGCGAGUGGCCGACGUUACAGUUCGAUUACAGUGAGUUCGGGAAGGGAACGUGUACGCUAUGGGCACCUCCGAACUUGCAGGUCUACGGACAGAUUCACACCGUAAAGUACGAAGGUGUGUGCUCUAAAGGGCAAGCUGGAGUGCAGACAAUUCUCGCAGAUGCGUCGAGUACGAUCGGGGGCACCUUCACGCUGUCCUAUAUGGGAGAAGUGACGUCGCCUCUGUCGUUUAAAGACACCGGGGCAGGAGAGAUGCGAGAUGCAAUCGACUCCAUCACUGCACCUGGAACUGUUAACGUCAGUGUGAGUCAGUACGGAGCUUACGGAAAGGCAUGGCACGUUACGUUCUCAAAGCACCAAGACGACGAGGACGACGCCAUUUUCAUCCAACACUCGCGUCUUACAGGCCAAAACGCUCUGAUUAGCGUCUACCCCACCGUUACGGUGUUCACAGAUGCCAAGCGAGAUGACAUCAGCGGCUCAUUCCGGAUCGCAAUUACGUCGUGGAUUCAGUGGUGGCGCUAG
Molecule: messenger RNA, 774 nt
Organism: Phytophthora infestans T30-4
Lineage: Eukaryota; Oomycota; Peronosporomycetes; Peronosporales; Peronosporaceae
Exons: 4
Coding region: 1-774 (257 amino acids)
Source: RefSeq, a predicted model, not a curated record